Messenger RNA from Strongylocentrotus purpuratus (purple sea urchin), 1934 nucleotides. Its product is annotated as putative phospholipase B-like 2. Gene Ontology annotation, cellular component: extracellular region. The record is from RefSeq and is a predicted model, not a curated record. NCBI's taxonomy places the organism in Eukaryota, Metazoa, Echinodermata, Echinoidea, Camarodonta, Strongylocentrotidae. The coding region runs from base 181 to 1860 and encodes 559 amino acids. The transcript has 12 exons. Gene Ontology annotation, molecular function: glycerophospholipase activity. Gene Ontology annotation, biological process: phospholipid catabolic process.
UACUAGCAUCAGAUGCGCUUGUGUGUGUUGUUGCUUAUAAAUUUGUAUAAAAAACAACCUCAUCCAAUCUUUGCAGGCUGACCAUCAUUGUUUUGACGAUCUGUGACUGUGUGGACAGGCAUCAGUCACUAACAAAGCAGGCCUCUAGUCAAGUCAACAAAGGACAGAGCCAGAGGAGAUAUGAAGUCAUCUAAAGCCCUGUACCUUUGCUUGAUGGCAGGCCUAGUGCUUAUCCAGCUAGGACACGCCAAGAUCAAGGAGAGGGACUACACAAACUUCUCCAGCAAUGUGAUUGCAUCCGUGACCUAUGACCCUGCCCAGGAGACCUUUGACAUUGUGAAAGGCAGGGUGGACAAUGCAGUGGCCUGGGCAAACUUUACAGAGUCUGUUAACCAGACAGGAUGGUCUCAUCUGACAGUGACUACCAACGGGUCAUACGCUGACUCCAUCCAAGCCUACGGUGCGGGCUUGGCCGAGGGUCAUGCUACGGCUCCAUUCAUCUUCAUGAACUGGAUGAACACCAUCAAUACCUUCUGUGAGGACGAGACGGAGUACUGCCAGAAGCUCAAGACGUUCCUGACCACGAACCUGGAGUGGAUGCAACAACAGAUCAAACUCAAGCCGCAGGAUCCCUAUUUCCAUCAGCUGAAUCUGCUUUUGAUACAGAUAUCUGGACUACAUGACGGCUAUGUAGAAAGUCCAGACCAUCCUCAGAUAGACCUGGACCCGUUUGGAUUCCUUCUUUUUCAAACUGGGGGAGACAUGGAGGACCUAGAGAGUGCCCUCGGCAAGUCCAAGAAGGAAAGGUUACUUGGAGAUGGCCACUGCUCUGCGCUCAUUAAGCUGUUGCCUGGCAACACGGACCUCUUUGUAUCACAUGACACGUGGAACGGAUACCAGGGCAUGCUGAGGAUCAUCAAGAAGUACGACUUUGCGUUUCAUCUCACAGAAACGUCGGAUGAAGUUGUCCCUGGUCAAGCUGCAUCCUUCUCAUCAGCUCCUGGUAUGCUUCUCUCAGGAGAUGAUUUCUACAUCACCACCUCUGGCUUGGUAACCAUAGAGACGACCAUUGGAAAUUCCAACAACGAGCUGUGGAAGUAUGUACAGCCUACGGGUCAGAUCUUAGAAUGGGCUAGGAACAUCAUCGCCAACCGACUGGCAAAGAACGCUUCGCACUGGGCAGACAUCUUUGCUGAAUACAACAGUGGCACGUACAAUAACCAGUGGAUGAUUGUCGAUUACAACAAGUUCACCCCGGGGCAGACUCCAUCAGAUGGACUCCUAGUAGUAUUAGAACAAAUCCCUGGAAAGAUACACGCAGAAGACAUGACGUAUUUCUUGAAAGAGCACUCCUACUGGCCAAGCUACAACACACCGUUCUUUGUAGAUAUCUACGACAAGAGUGGCUGGCCCGCCGAGAAACGCAGGUAUGGUGAUUGGUUUUCCUACAACAAGACUGCCAGAGCUAACAUCUUUAGGAGAAACCAGACAGAGGUGACCGAUCUGGAAUCCAUGAUUAAACUCAUGAGGUAUAAUAACUACGAGCACGACCCUCUGUCCGCGUGUGACUGCAAACCACCGUACAGCGCGGAGAACGCUAUCGCUUCCCGGUCCGAUCUGAUGCCAGCCAAGGGCCGCUAUCCAUUCUCAGCCCUAGGACAUCGCCUCCAUGGAGCUACUGACAUGAAGGUAACUACAAGUUCUAUGGUGAAGAGCCUGUCAAUGGUCGCCGUGUGCGGACCCACGACCGAUCAGCAACCUCCUUUCCAGUGGAGCAAGUCUGACUUCAACCAAACCCUUCACCUGGGACAUCCAGACCUGUUUAACUUUAAACCCAUUAACGUGCAGUGGUACGAUUAGAAUAGAAAUGAAAAGAGAGAGAGAAAAAGAGAGGGGUGGAAAGGAAGAGAGAGAGAAAGAGGGAGAUAGGUGAG